AUGUAUAGUUCCUUUCCAGACAUCUCGGUUGACGCUACGCUUGACACGGCGCCUAGCGACUUCCUGCCGGAAUCGGAUGUUCUGACGGCCUACUUUGAAGCAACUGGGACUCAGCAAGAAUUUUCUAUAAGAAACAAAGAUAAAUUCAGAAGGGCAAAGGCGUUCACCCUCGUCAAAGCGACGUUAGCGGGUGUUGCCCUCUUUGCCUUGACUGCUGCUGUGGUAUGCCUGCCAUUCCAGUGCUUCAGGGCACUGACCUCGGACAAAGCUCCAGACAAGCUCGCAAUCAGCUCACAGAGGCAUCCCGAGAAAGGAGAAGCACACUGGCUCGUACGUUCCCUUUCGUUCGUCCAUUUAUCGCAGCAUCGCCGAACCUUCGGCCGGAUCGGCAGGGCGUUUGAUGAUAUACGUUACGGCAUCUGUUCUAUUUUCCUCGGGACCCAGGUGCGUAGGGCUGCACAAAAGGAUACAAAGGCUCUAUAA
Eimeria mitis is the source of this 483-nucleotide messenger RNA. RefSeq lists its product as uncharacterized. The transcript has a single exon. The record is from RefSeq and is a predicted model, not a curated record. NCBI's taxonomy places the organism in Eukaryota, Apicomplexa, Conoidasida, Eucoccidiorida, Eimeriidae. The coding region runs from base 1 to 483 and encodes 160 amino acids.